Molecule: messenger RNA, 3655 nt
Organism: Lytechinus pictus (painted urchin)
Lineage: Eukaryota; Metazoa; Echinodermata; Echinoidea; Temnopleuroida; Toxopneustidae
Product: D-aspartate oxidase-like
Exons: 10
Coding region: 192-1271 (359 amino acids)
Biological process (GO): D-amino acid catabolic process
Cellular component (GO): cytoplasm
Molecular function (GO): D-amino-acid oxidase activity; FAD binding
Source: RefSeq, a predicted model, not a curated record
ACUCGAUCUCUCACCACCACUACCGCACCGCACUGCAGUGCAGUGCUGAUAUAUACUGUACUGUUUUGCUUUGACCUCAUUCAUUGCGAGUACACAUGUACAGUGAGUGCUAGUGUCAACUGCUACCUACUGAUGGAGGCGUUAUUGCAAAUUGUAUUUUAAUACGUUUAAUAGGUCUACUAGUGUUCAGCAUGGCAGCGGAAAAGGGUAGAACGAAGAGAGUGGUCGUUGUCGGCGCUGGCGUUAUAGGGCUUUCGUCGGCUGUCAAUAUCAUUGAAACUAUCCCAAAUGUUGAGGUUACAUUGAUAGCAGAACAUUUUGAGGAGCAUAUGGCAUCAAGCGUAUCUGGUGGCUUGUGGAAUCCCCGGGAAGUCCCCCUCAACGGCACACCCAUGCAUGUUCUUCGGAAAUGGGGCAAGGAAACUUGGGAUCAUAGCAUUCCUUUGGCAUUGAGUUCGGAAGCAUCCAAAAUUGGAAUAGAGUUCAUCCCCGGUUACCGUUUGUAUCCAGAGAUGAUCAAAGAAGAAGAGGAGCCAUGGUGGAAGGAUGAUGUUAUAGGAUACAGAAGAGUUCCUCAAAAAGAAAUCAAACAACUCUUUGCUUCGACAUUCAAGGAUGGAUAUUUCUACAUGACAAUGAUAACCAAUUGCCCGAUCUAUCUCCCUUAUCUCAUGAAACGCUUUCUACAAAAGGGUGGAAAAGCCAUUCAGAGGAAGGUCGACAGUUUUGGAGAGUUUGCAGGUGUGUAUGAUGUAGUAGUUAACUGCACAGGAUUAGGAGCAAAGUUUCUGGCACAAGACGAUGCCCUGGAGCCUCUGAGGGGUCAAAUUAUACGGGUUCGAGCCCCGAUGCAGCAUUUCUUUAUCCUGUACUCUCUCAAGGCCGGGAUGAAAGGAUUGGGCAAUAGAUCAUUCUAUGUGUUUCCAAGGAAUGGACAAGUGGUCCUAGGUGGAACAUAUCAGCAUGGAAGAUGGGAUACCAAACCAAGCCAGGAGGAUGCUAAAUACAUCUUAGAUAAGGCAUCACAAGUACUACCAAAUCUGAAGGGAAGUGAGGUUGUAAAACAUUUGGUCGGACUGAGACCAUGCCGUUCCAAAGGAGUCCGACUAGAGGCUGAAACUAUGAACUUUGGUGCAUUGAAAAUAGAGGUUGUUCAUAACUAUGGCCACGAAGGCAAUGGAGUGACUCUACACUGGGGAUGCGCCAAGGAAACCACUCGACUCGUCCAGCAGAUACUCGAAAAAUCAUCCACGUUGCAAGCAAGAUUGUAAACAUCCUUAGCCAGGGUGAUGCAGGAAAUAUUGGCAAUCAAUUGCAAAUUUCUCUUGCAACUUUACAAUUGAUAUCAAUCAUUUUUUACUUAGAAGAUGUAAAUGAUAUUUUUGCACAAAGUGGUUGAAAAAAAUACUUAAACUGUGGUAUAUGAUUGACUCUGAGUCUAAUGCAAACUCUACUCUGUUUUAAAUCUGUGUUAAAGGUAAAUGCCAGUUGUGGUAACGAUCUCAAAAUGACUUUUUACAGAAUCCAAUAUAAUGACCACCAAAGUGUCUGUUUGUAUGAAUAAAAAAUAUGUGCCAAAGGACUUUCUUGAAAAAAUUGUGUAAUUGCUGAGAAAUAAGCAAAAUAAGCGCGGAUUCGGGCACUUCCGUCGGGUCUUUAUUCCAGCAAUAAUAAUAUACUGUCCCACGUGUGCCUAUCUGUGUUGGCGAUCUUCAGUGUGAUCGUUUUUCAGCUUAGAUUAUAUGAUUUCACAGAGUAACUGUACCAGAUCUAGAUCCACGAUGAUAUAGUAAUACUUAACCUUGGUUUUACAGACUUUCUCACAAAAUCAGUGUUUACUGCAACUACUAUCAUUUAGCUUUAAGAACCCUUCCAUUAUAUUUCAUGUACAUAAAGCCAAAGUCACGUUUGUUUACCUCAGUUCCUGUUCAUCAUUUCUUUUAUUUUUAUUUGAUUGAUAAUGAACUCUUUGUGUGUGAUAUUUUGGAUCUGUAUCGUUACUCUGAUUGUAUUUUGUUUAUUUUGUGAACAAAAAAGCAAUAUAUUUAAUUCUCAUUCUUAAAAGUGCACAAAGAAUUUGCAAUGAAAUAAAGGUCAUGAUUUUCUUGUCAUAUUAUUAUUAUCAUUAAAAUCAACCUGAAUUACCCCAUUAUAGAAUAAAAAUGACUUAUCUUUCAUACUAAUAUGGCUGAUGAUGAUAUUGAAAUGUAUGUGUAAUGAAUGGCCGUAUGCAGGGGGGGGGGACAAGAUGCAAGAAAUUUUCGAAAAAAACCCCAAGGGAGGGGAGCGAAUUGACUGGGUUUGUCAUGGGGACGCUUUUGUAUUUUCUAAAUUGAAAUAGAAGGAUUUGUGCAUGCUUUGGUAAAAUUUGUGGAAAUUUAAGUAAAAAAACAAGUUUCAACAUUUCUAGGGGGGGAAUUGCUCCCCUCCCCCCCCCCCCCCCCCCCCGCGUUGCAUACGGCCAUCAUGUAAUCUCACUUGGAAACAUUGAGAUUUUUAUGAAUUUAUCUUCUUAUAGAUUGUUAUUAGUGUUAGUACCAUUUUAGUGUUUUGUAUAUAUCAUUUACUUAUUUUCAUAUAAACUUUUACUGCCUUGUCCGAUGUUUUUCGCCGGUUGUAGGUUAUUUCUUACUUGCAUGUAUUAAAAAGUGUGAAUGAAGAAUAUGUGUAUGAUUGAACUGAUAUUCAUAAACUAUGUUGUUCCCAGCUUAAAAAUGGGAUGUUUCAUCAGCCUACAAUUGUUUUUAAUAUCUGUUUAUCUUUGGCUGGUCCAGGAUUUUAAAAUAAGGGAAAGAGAAAAUUUGAAAAUGAAAGGGAUGCAGAUGACAAUUUUCUCAUAUUGUCUCACCUGCAUAGCAGAGCAAGACUAUAGGCGCAGCUUUUGUGUUGGCGGCGGUGGUAUCGUCAACAUUGAAAUCUUAACCUAAGGUUAAGAUUUUUGAAAUGGCAUCAUAACUUAGAAAGUGUAUAGACCUGGUUCGUGAAACUUGGAUAUAAGUGUAAUCAAGUAUUGCUGAACAUCCUGUGUGAGUUUCAGGUCACAUGACUGAGGUAAAAGCUAAAAGGUCACUUAUGGUCAAUGGACUUAGACCACGUUGGGGAAAUCAACAUUGAGAUUUUUUUUGUGAUGUCAUAAGUUUAGAAGGAUAUGGAUCUAGUUCAUGAAACUUGGACAUAAGGCUAAUGGUGUUUCACUGAAUAUCCUGCCCAAGUUUCAAAUCACAUGACCAAGGUUGAAGGUCAUUCAGGGUCAAUAAACUUUGGCCAUGUUGGGGUAUUUCUUGAAUUGCCAUCAUAACUUUAAUUUAUGGAUCUAGUUCAUGAAACUUGGAUGUAAGAGUAAUCAAGUACUACUGAAAAUCCUGUGCAAGUUUCAUGUCACAUGACCAAAGUUAAUAAUUUAGGGUCAAUGAACUCACAAUAUGUGAAUAUAUUAUUUUGAUAAAUAUUAUUGAAUAGUUGAGAUUUUUGUCCACAAAACAACUCAGUACUGGAUUUGCUUUGUUACAAUGUGUGAGAAAUUGAGAUUGACAAAUAUUACAAUGAUAUAUUUGAUACUCUACAAUAUGCAAAAACUGUAUGGCAUAUAAGACUUAUAUGGUGUUGUAUAAUUCAUAUGGAUAGAAAUAUAUAAAAAGCAAUAAUAAUCAAAUUA